Molecule: messenger RNA, 2241 nt
Organism: Xenia sp. Carnegie-2017
Lineage: Eukaryota; Metazoa; Cnidaria; Anthozoa; Malacalcyonacea; Xeniidae
Product: stabilizer of axonemal microtubules 1-like
Exons: 6
Coding region: 393-1823 (476 amino acids)
Biological process (GO): microtubule anchoring
Cellular component (GO): cytoskeleton
Molecular function (GO): microtubule binding
Source: RefSeq, a predicted model, not a curated record
AAAGAGUUGGUAGUUUCUUGGAUUUAUUUCUAGGGUAACAUCUGCUUUUGAACGUCUCAACACAUCUUUAAGUUAACUGUGAAGCGCACUACCGAAAUCAAUGCCAACCGAUCGUUGCACAAAGACGAACAAGUAUCCUGCUGAUCAUAAGAGACUAUCAACGAACUGUGUGGAGUGAAUUGAAUGACAAGUGGAGAUAUGAGUUUCAUCAAUUAAGCUCUUCUGUGAAGAAACAAAACUGGAUGACGUCAGGUGCUGCCAUGGUUACACCAAGGAAUGUGUUAACAAAGUACACAUACACAAUAUUGGCACCAUGGAAACGUGAUAAUCGUUUGAGUGUGUGAAUCUAAGACGUAAAUGGUGAAAUUGAGCGAUUUCUCAUCCAAUGUUACAUGGGAAAGUGUAUUUGUCAACUCUGUUCUUGUGGGCGUCAUCGUUGCCCACAUACACUUGGUCAGGAGAACAGAGUAAUCAACAAAGAUCCUAAAAACAAAUGCAAUGUAACUGAAUAUCGUGGACGUUACAAUCAAAUCACUACUAGACGUGGUCCCUUUCCAAAGCCAAUCGACAAAAUACGCUACGAUGGUCCCACUAGUACCCAAACUACCAACGCAGAAUCUUACGUCACGCACGAAGUGAAAGUUCCCAAAGCAAAAGAACCUGAAAAGUUUAUACCCAAUCCGUAUCGUUUUGAUGCGAUUUCCGAACAUCAUGACCACUACAGGGAGUUGAAUGGUAUUCCAGCUAAGAUUCCUCCGUAUCUGAAAUCAACGACAUUUCGUAAGCCUUCUACUAAAGGAAAAUACAUAUCUACGAAACAAGAAGAUUUCAAGGCUUGGUCCACACCUGCGCGUCCAGCGAUAGUUCAUAGGGGGCAUUCCUACAGACCACCAAGCAAGCCGUUUCAAGAAACCUCUCUACAUCGACAGGAUUUCAAACAGUUUUACCAAGCACCAAACCCUAGUGCAAGGCCACCGGACAAAAUUGAUUUUGGAGAAAAAACUGAUUUUCAAACUACAACGCAAAGUUUCCAUAAGCCUUUGAAGGUAUCACCUGUGAGACCCAUAGAACAGCGUCAAGAAAUGGAGUUACCUCCCAAGUCUGCUUUCACUAAAAAAUCCGUGUUCAAAGCAGAUUUCGUCGAUCACAGAACCAACAAGUCAGCUCGUAUAUUCAAACCAGAAAGCCAUUUGUUUCAAACUCCACAGUUGAUGCAAUUGCAAACAACGCAGGCUGAUUCUUACAAGGUCUGGCCAAUACCAUCAAGGCAACGAAAAGCCCCCGACAUAUAUGUCAAGCCUGAGGGAGAGAUGAUUAUCAUGCCUGUUUCACGUGAUUAUUCCGAUCACAGAGAAACUGGAAUUCCAGCAAGAUCAGCUCGACCUCGCACCAAGAUUCAGCGAGGUCGAGAAUUCCCAUUCAAUUCAACUACGAGCUACUCGACUGAAUACCAAAAACAUACCACGUCCCCCCUGAUUGUGAACUUGAAGCAAAAUGCACGCGAGUGCAAUGAAAUAUUUCCUACCUCCUCGAACGAUGCCAUCGUAACAUCUGAAUUUUUGGAUAAAUACAAAAGGCACGAUGUCCCCCCGGUUAGGAAGUUUAAGGAAGACAGCCACCUGUUUAAAACAUCCGCUAGUUUUACGGAUACGACGCUAUAUAAGGAUCAUUUUAAGGGAGAGCGGAUUAAAUGUCCCACAGAGGCUUUACUACGUAACAAAGAAUUGUUUGCUUUGAGCCACGUCAACGAAGAAGGUCACAGAAUUUACGAGAUGAAUAAUCAGACACCAGAUUCUCUUCCACAGGAAGUUUUUGCUGCGUAAUUAUUUUAUCAAUGUUUUGAAUGCAUAGUAGCUACAAACAUGUUCGAAAAGUUUUGUUUUUAGUCAAGAUAGAAAGAAAUUUAAAUUUCAUCCAUCUUUUUUUGAAAGGCGUUCUUCCUUGUUCUUCUCAAUUGAAUACAACAUAAGAAAAUAGCAUAAUCCUUUAUCCAUUAACAAUAAACAAUAAUAACCUUAUCUAAAAACAUUUGAAUGUUAAAAAAACUACUUCGUCGAAAAGUUAAUUGAAGAACAUGAAUCUGGCUUUAUGCUAAAGAUGCUCUGAUUGCUCUCAGCCAAUAAAAAGCGCUGUUUGAAUGACGUCGUUGGAAUCACGUCGUUCAAUAAUCUGAAAAAAGCCAAAGUUUUUUUUGUUGAUCUAGAAGCCAAUUAUAAGAAAACCUAAGAAAUUAUGUAAACA